AUGUCCGGCUGUGCUUACUUCCCCGCCUGGGAAGAGCGAUUGACAGAAUUCUUCCAAGAACAAAGACGGUCCAACGGACGAAUUGUACAGAAAGGCAUUCCGGAGGAUGAUUUUCAUGUGGAGACUACAACCAAACAAUCCAUGGAGGCGGUCGUGUAUGAUACCCUCAUUAUGUCGCACAAACGACAUGGUCCCAUCUUGGUCAUGGUGUGUAGCAAAGGUCAUGGGAAAUCCUCGGACUAUGACCGGGUUCUGAUGACCAGGGAGUGUAAAGCGUCAGUCAAACGUGCACACAGAAUUCGAGAAGCAGACGUGAAGUCGGAUGCAAAGGUAGUGAGGACCGCCCGGGUGUACGGAGCGGUGUUGAGAGGGACUAGUCUUGAGUUUCAUGUAGAAUGCUCCCACGGGCGCCUUUUGAGUUCUAUGGAGGAGCCUCAUGGGGAAGGACUGGCGGAUUCUAGUGAAGAUCUCUCUAUAGUGUUGACAGGACUGCGGGUGCUCUCGUCCGAGAAGGUAGACCUGGAGGAUUCAAUCGAAGAGCCUCAGAUGGAAUUCCCAGGAAGUCUGAUGGAUGUCAUUGUCCAUGGUAGACGAAGGGUCUUUCAUCAGAAUUCGUUCGAUAUUAUGAGCAUUUUGAACAAUCUGAGAAAGGAAUGGGGGCUCCCUUUACUUAACAGCCCUCCAAUCUAUAUCAAGCCUGUGGUACCAGUCAAUACUCCGGCACUUGUGUUCCCGUCUGUCAUGGCUGAUGACGAUCAGCCAGAAAGUUUCCAGAGACCUGAAAUGAGGAGCCGUGGACUUUCUCUUUUGAAGAGUAGUUUUAACCGUGGCUCCCCUACCUGGACUCACAGUCCCACCCCGAGUGAACUGGGGCUGACUGCUGAACUGGACCCUGCUAGUGAAUCGGGGCUAUCGGCUGAAUACCAUCGUCGGGAGGCUCCUAGUGCGGAGGAGAGUUCUUUGGAUCAGAUUACCCAUAGCGACCUUGGCGUCAGUCCAAAUUAUGCGGAAGACUUUGAGGCCUCUGACGACAACAAAGGCGUGGUUAGUAUGGAUAGCGAUGACUCGGUCAAUCUUCUCACUGACAUCCCCAGCAGAGGACUGAGAGACGCGGCACUCGAUGUCUCGUCAGAUGAUAACCUUAGUUCUCGAUGGGGCCACAUGCCCGCUAUAUGGAGGCGUGCACGGCGUGAGCGAGAAGCCAGGAAUGAUAUAGCACCCAGUCCCUCUAUCAGGGGGUCUAUAGCAAACUUGGAUGAGGCUUUUCAGGGGCUGCCUUUUAGCGGUACUGCAGACGGAGUGACGGUUGAUGCGGAAGAGCGCGAAUAG
Molecule: messenger RNA, 1329 nt
Organism: Aspergillus ibericus CBS 121593
Lineage: Eukaryota; Fungi; Ascomycota; Eurotiomycetes; Eurotiales; Aspergillaceae
Exons: 1
Coding region: 1-1329 (442 amino acids)
Source: RefSeq, a predicted model, not a curated record